Homalodisca vitripennis (glassy-winged sharpshooter) is the source of this 508-nucleotide messenger RNA. RefSeq lists its product as uncharacterized. Bases 68 to 508 code for a protein of 146 amino acids. The record is from RefSeq and is a predicted model, not a curated record. The transcript is spliced from 4 exons. Lineage: Eukaryota; Metazoa; Arthropoda; Insecta; Hemiptera; Cicadellidae.
AGUAAGCAACAACUAGAAUUCAAUCAGGUAGAGAAUCAGUUAUGUGUAGCAUAAAACUUUUUACACGAUGUCUCUAGAAUUUGCGUCAAUUCUUCUGUACAUCAUGGCUUGUCAAUCCGUUUCCUUAGGCAUUGGAAUUCAGCAGAGCCCAUUUGUGAUACAGCGAUUUUCGGAAAUGGGUCGGUUUCUGCUGCCAAUAAAUGGCGACAUCUUGGCUGACACUCUGGUUCAAACUGCACAGUUCUACCUCCCCGUGCAUGCCGUUACUGAGACGUGUAGAAAUGAUAGUAAUUACUUACUCGACAGCUUGCUUCAUGGGGACAAUGCAGCAUUGGAGAAUCCAUCUCCAUUACCACCUUUGACUACAGACUCUCGGGCUUCCCACUUUAGUAGAGUCAACAAAUACAAGGACUUGGGCAACCUCAACCCAUGGGACCACAUAACUUACAUCUGCAACAAAGCGAACUCUCUUGUGGGUUUUUUGUACAGAAUAUCUGGUGAUUUCUGA